This is a messenger RNA of Clavispora lusitaniae ATCC 42720, 1257 nucleotides long. RefSeq lists its product as uncharacterized. The record is from RefSeq and is a predicted model, not a curated record. Lineage: Eukaryota; Fungi; Ascomycota; Pichiomycetes; Serinales; Metschnikowiaceae.
AUGGGUUUUGGCCAUGCUUUCAAGAAGGAGCACUUUCCUCUUUCAGAUAACCAAUUUGUGCCUGUGAACCAUGGUUCUUUUGGUCUUUCGCCCCAGAUCGUGAUGGACAAAUUCCGGGCUGAAGUGGAAACCGACCUUGCCAGUCCUGACUCUUUUAUCCGCAUUCAACAACCAAAGGAGUACUUGGAGUCGAUCAAGAUUGUGGCAGAUUUUUUGAAUUGCCCAUACCGCAACUUGGCUCUUGUUACGAAUGCAACAACUGCCGUCAACACUGUUUUGCGCUCAAUUCCUUUCAGUAAGGGCGAUGUUGUGGCCAUACCUUCAACAACAUAUGGGGCAUGUGCCAACACCGUCAAAUUUUUAGCAGAGACCAUCGGCAUUGAGAUUGUGGUGGUGAAUCUCGCGCUUCCAAUGCUGCACGAAGCCAUUGUUGAUGCUUUUCGCCAGACUUUUGAUGCCCAGAAGGUGAAAUUGGCUCUUUUCGACACCGUGAGUUCAAUGCCUGGUGCCAAAAUGCCCUACUUAGAGUUGACCCGUUUGUGCAAGAAGUAUAAUGUAUUGUCUAUGGUGGAUGGUGCACACUCAAUUGGUUUGAUCCCUCUUGACUUUUCUGAGUUUUCUCCGGAUUUCUAUACCUCUAACCUUCACAAAUGGCUCUAUGUGCCCAGACCAUGUGCCAUUUUGUACGUGGAUCCUAAGCACCAUCGCACUGUCCAGACUAACCCUGUGAGCCAUAGCUAUGUGUCCCCAAAUGCCGUGCUCUCGAAAGAGGAAGAAGAGAAUUUGCUUGUAUCUAAAUUCACCUUUACUGGAUCAAUUUCGUUUGCGAGCAUCAGCUGUAUCAAGACUGCUCUUCAAUUCCGGAACGAUAUUUGUGGCGGAGAAGAGGCCAUCCAUGAUCACUGCUUGGGCAUGGCCCGUAAAGUUGCAGACCUUGUGUUGCGUAAAUGGCCCGGUGCCAGCAUCAUUGAAAAUGAAGAAAAAUCGUUGGUGACAGCAAUGGUGACGGUGUUUUUUCCAAUCGAGAACUACUCGCCUUCCUUUGAUGCGUCAGAUCCAGAGCUUAUGCUGCUUUUUGUCAAUAAAGUUUCCGAAUUGCAGAUUGAAAAGCAUCACACCUUUGUGCCAUUCGCAUCUCACGCAGGUAAGGUUGUGGCAAGGUUCUCAUGCCAAGUAUACAAUGAGCUUUCUGACUAUGAAUAUGCGUGUGAUGCUGUUCAUUCGGCAGUCAAAGCGUUUUUUGCGCUGAAAUUGUAG